Messenger RNA from Tarenaya hassleriana, 2186 nucleotides. RefSeq lists its product as uncharacterized. NCBI's taxonomy places the organism in Eukaryota, Viridiplantae, Streptophyta, Magnoliopsida, Brassicales, Cleomaceae. The coding region runs from base 117 to 908 and encodes 263 amino acids. Gene Ontology annotation, molecular function: protein binding. The record is from RefSeq and is a predicted model, not a curated record. The transcript has 3 exons.
AACAAAAAAAAAAAGAUAUGUUUUGGGUGGUAAGAAUCUAAAUUUAUUAAUUACCGGGACGCUUUUAAUUUACUUGAAAAAGUACCAACCGAACGCGUUUUCUUUUGCCUAAUGCAAUGAAAUUCGAAUAUUCGGGGCUUAAAAUUCGAAUUGACAAAAAUAUCCCCGAUUUAUUUCGUUUCCCUAUACGCAUGGGGCCCGCGAUGACGUCACUUACGGCUUAUAAAAGCAUGCGCUACCGCUCCCUCAAUACUUGGUUUAGGACACCAAAACCAGAAAUACGAUCCCACCAUCUUCUCCUCCCCCCUCUAAUAGGUAAAAAGCCUAAACCAGAAGCUUCGGAAACCCUAAAAAUGGUGGCCGGCACUACGAAGAAUUCCAGCGGCAGUCUCAAGUUUCUCUGCAGUUAUGGCGGAAAAAUACUCCCCCGUUCUCCCGAUGGCAAGCUUCGCUACGCCGGCGGUCUCACCAGAGUCCUCUCCGUCGACCGAUCCAUCUCCUUCGCAGAGCUGAUGGUGAAAUUGGGGGAAUUCUGCGGAUACUCCGUUGACCUGAAGUGUCAAUUACCAAACGGGGAUCUAGAGACUCUGAUCUCCGUCAAAUCCGACGAGGAUCUAUCCAACAUAAUCGAGGAGUACGAUCGCGUCUCCGGCCGCAAAAUCCGAGCGGUUUUGUCCCUUCCGAGAUCACAUAAGCAUGUAUCUCCGCCGCCGAGCGGCAACCAGUCUCCGAAAUCGCCGUUCUCCGCCGUGGCCUCGCCGCCGACCUCUCCGGCGCACGGGAUGUUUCUAAAUCCUCGUGUUUGCUUGCCUCCAGCGGAUAUUCCGAGCAGAUUCCGGAGAAUAUCUUCGGAAACUCACUGUUGCAGCUGCCAGCUGCAGAGAAAUGCUAGACGGAUCUGGUAUUGACGGAGAGAGAAUUUCCAAAGCCGCCAUAGACGAUGACGAUCAAGAAGAAGAAUUAUAAGAAAAUUUAAGAAUCGGGUUUAAUUUCUGGUCUUGCGAAUUUCAUGGUGUGCGGUUGUAAAAAUCUGAAGAAAAAAAAUUAAGAAAAAGUAAUCAAAUUAUGGACAUCGGAGGCGAUGGUCAACGGAGAAGACGAACUUUUUGAACGUCCGUUAACCGCCGUUAGAGUGCCGUUAAGGCAGGUGGGCACGAACAACGCUACUUUUUGUAAUACGUGGAUACGUGGCCACUGUUCGUGAGGCCAAAAGACGCCGAGUCAGAGACGUAACACGUGUGUGGUUCCGUGGCGGGUUUUCGUCACACGUGUCUCGCUCUCCAGAUUCCGAGGUUUAGGAAAAGGCCACGAGGUUUGGAAUACGUCUCUCGCAUGAGAAGUUGGUUCUUCUUUUGGAAUUAAAUUUUUUUUUAAAAAAAAUCUCCAAUUCAAGAGAAAAAAUAAUUAAAUUUUUAUAAUGAUUAUUAUUAUUUAGCACAUGGAAGGAAGGGGUCAUACAUGGACCUGAGAAAACGGGGAAUUAGCAUAAUAAUUAAAAAAAGAAUAUUCCAUGAGUUGGUCCGCCAUACAUAAUUAAAUCUAAUGGCAUAAAUAAACAGAUGAGCCUUUCUUAAACGACCCUCAUAAUUUUCGGGAGAGACCAUUGACAUACUCUAAUGGGGACGCCGACCUUAGACCAUCUAAAGAAGUGAAAGCUGUCCGAGCAACUAACUUGUCUGUUUUCACACUACAUUACAAUUUGGCAUCAUUUUAUAUAAAUUAAUUUAGAAGAUGUUUUCAUGGUAAAAUUUAAAAAUAUCAGACCGACCAACCGGAGAUUUGCAUUUUAGCUACGAAAGUGAAUAGGAAUAAUCUUUUUUUUUUUUUUUGUUUGUGUUUGGGUUUGUGCGAAUAAAAACAAAAGUUAAAGCCAACAUCAUGGACGCGUUCUUUAUACCAAGAAUUGAUCCGUGGAGAAUACUCAACGUCGGGAAUAUUCCACGUUCUCCCCAAAUGUGCCACCAUCUGACUUUUUCUUUGCCUUCACACCAUGUUUUCAUGCUCGAAAUCUUCAGCGUCCUGACUCAGACAACAUUCACUGUCUGAGACAGAUGUCUUCUUCUGGUUCUGGAGGUAGGUGGGUCCUUUCUGGUUAUAGACAGUUGAGGAACAAAUUACAUACGAUGAGGACCCAGAAAGCUUUACUGGACCAGGAGCCUCACAGGAUUAGGGAGGUUGAUCGAAAG